AAAAUGUCAACCGUAAAUCCAAUUCUAGUAUUUGGAUUGAGAGAAGAAUUUAGUGAAAGAAAAAAAGAAAAAGAUUCGAUAAUCAAUAGGCAUAUGGCUAUUGAAUCAUCCAUUCAAACCCGAUUCCUAAAUCGGACAAAUUCUUCAAUGACAGAACAAAAAAUGAAAGAUUUAGCUAAUAGAACAAGGAUAAUCAAAAAUCAAAUAGAAAAAAUUUCAAAAGACAAUAUCAAAAAAAAUAUUAGUCCUAACCAAACACGUUAUGGUACUACGAAAUUCAAAUCGCCAAAAAGUAUUGGUCAAAUAUUAAAAAGAAGAAAUGCUCGAUUAAUCCGUAAAUCAAAUUAUAUUUUGAAAUUUUUUAGAGAAAGGAUAUACGUAGAUAUAUUUCUAUAUAUCAUUAAUAUUCCUAGAAUUAAUACACAACUUUUUCUUGAAUCAACAAAAAUUUGGAUUGAUAAAUCCAUUUACAAUAAUGAAAAAAAUCCUGAAAGGAUUAAUAAACAAAAUAAAAAUAUAAUUUCGACUAUAAAAAACCAAAUUUUGCCUUUUCUUAGUAAUAGUAAUCUUACUAAGAAUUCGAAAAUUAUUUCUGAUUUUUCUUUUUUGUCACAAGCCUAUGUAUUUUAUAAAUUAUCCCAAGCAAAAAUUCUUAACUUAUCUAAGUUAAGAUCUGUCCUUCAGUAUCGUGGAAUAUCUUUAUUUCUUAAAAAUGAAAUAAAAGAUUAUUUUGGAACCCAAGGAAUAGCUCAUUCCAAGCUAAAGACUAAAAAACUUACGAAUUCUGAAAUGAACCAAUGGAAAAACUGGUUAAAAUUGAAAAAUAAUUAUCAAUACGAUUUACCUCAGAUAAAAUGGUCUCGAUUAGUACCACAAAAAUGGCGAAAUAGAGUAACUGAACAUUGUGAGGUUGAAAAUAGCAAUUUUCAAAAAAACAAAAGCAAUUCAGAUCAAAAAGAACAAUUAAUUAAUUCCAAAAAUACAAAUAAUUCUGAAAACGAUUUAUUGGUCUUGCCAGAUAAAAAAGAUAAUUUAAAAAAAAACUAUAGAUAUGAUGUUUUAUCAUAUAAUUUUUUUUAUUAUGAAGAUAAGAACGAUGAAUUCUCUUAUGCUUAUAAUUACAACAUAAAUAAAGACGAAUUAAUUGACAUGUGGUGUAAUAUUUCUAUCACUAAAAAUUUAGGAAUAAAGAAUAUUAAGGAUAUAGAGAAAAAUACAGAUAGAAAAUAUUUUGAUUUGAAAAUGCUCCAUUUUUGUCUUAGAAAAAAAGUCGACAUUGAGGCCUGGGUCGAUAUCAGUACUAGCAUGAAUGAGAAUACUAAAACUAAAUCUAAGAAUUCUAAAAUUCUUGAUCAAAUUGAUAAUAAAAGUGUUUUUUAUAGUACAAUUUAUCAAGAAAUCGGGGGAUCCGAUCAAAAAAAAAACCUUUUUGAUUGGAUGGGAAUGAACGAAGAAAUACUAAGUCAUCUCAUACCAAAUCUGGAAUCUUGGUUUUUCUCCGAAUUUUUUUUAUUUUAUAAUGCAUAUAAACUGAAACCUUGGAUUAUACCAAUUAAUCUUCUUUUUUCAAAUUAUAAUGUAAGUGAAAAUUUUAAUGAAAAUAAAAAUAUCAACAGAAAG
Messenger RNA from Polistes canadensis, 1620 nucleotides. RefSeq names its product protein TIC 214-like. The transcript has a single exon. The annotation marks the transcript as partial. Lineage: Eukaryota; Metazoa; Arthropoda; Insecta; Hymenoptera; Vespidae. The record is from RefSeq and is a predicted model, not a curated record.